Molecule: messenger RNA, 966 nt
Organism: Zophobas morio
Lineage: Eukaryota; Metazoa; Arthropoda; Insecta; Coleoptera; Tenebrionidae
Exons: 8
Coding region: 150-935 (261 amino acids)
Biological process (GO): UDP-galactose transmembrane transport
Cellular component (GO): endoplasmic reticulum membrane; Golgi membrane
Molecular function (GO): UDP-galactose transmembrane transporter activity; UDP-glucose transmembrane transporter activity
Source: RefSeq, a predicted model, not a curated record
UUGUGUCAGGGAUUUAUGCUUCCUUUAUAAUUUGGGCUGUAUUGCAAGAAAAAGUUACCAGCGUCAGUUAUGAGGGUGAAAAAUUUAAGUUCUUUGUGUUACUCAAUUUGUUUCAAUCCCUUGUUGCAACCGUUGUAGCUUUUCUUUUCAUGUCUCUGCUUAAAAUUCCUUUUACUAAACCUUCGAAGUGGUUAAAUUUACGCCUUAUUCAGGUUUCCUUAUCGAAUACUUUCGCCUCUCCUUUUGGUUAUCACGCUCUUGCACAUAUUAACUAUCCUACUUUUGUUUUGGCUAAGUCUUGUAAAUUAAUUCCUGUCAUUUUGACAGGAACUUUGAUUUACCGGAAAAGUUUUCGCUGGUACAAAUACGUCAGUGUUGGUUUAAUAACUUUAGGCGUUGCUUGCUUUACCGUUGCUUCAACCACAGACAAAAAAUCCGCUUCAUCGUCAAGUUUGUAUGGCAUUAUGUUGGUUUUGGUGAAUUUGUUUCUGGAUGGCUUAACCAAUUCUACUCAAGAUCAUAUUUUUAAGCAGUACAAGCUUAGCAGCUGGGCGAUGAUGCUUUAUAUGAACUUUUUUUCGACACUCUUAAUGCUUCUUUAUUUGCUUGUUCCUGUGUUUCACCAAACCGAGCUUUCUGCUGGACUUUUUUUCAUGCGCCGGCAUCCUUCUGCUAUCAUUGACAUCUUCUUAUUCUGCCUUUGCGGUUCAUUAGGGCAAAUAUUUAUAUUUGGGAUGAUGCAACAUUUUGGUAGUUUGGCUCUAGUUUCUGUUACGGUUACCAGAAAACUUUUUACUAUUGUGGUUUCCUGCAUCUGUUUUUCCCAUCCAAUCAACUACGCUCAAAUUGUUUCUGUAUUAAUCGCUUUUGCUGGCAUUUCGCUUGAAUCUUUUGUAAAAGACAAAGAAAAGUGGAUCGACCGAAAGGAGAUAUGAAAAUAAGAAAUUUUACUUUGAGGGCAGAGAA